Plasmodium inui San Antonio 1 is the source of this 996-nucleotide messenger RNA. RefSeq lists its product as hypothetical. The record is from RefSeq and is a predicted model, not a curated record. The coding region runs from base 1 to 996 and encodes 331 amino acids. The transcript has 2 exons. Lineage: Eukaryota; Apicomplexa; Aconoidasida; Haemosporida; Plasmodiidae.
AUGGCCCAACGAACUAGAAAAUUUUCCGUUUUCUUAAAAAUUCUCACAUGUUCCCUUUUAUCAUAUACAUUUCUUGAAUCAUGGGAGACGGGGUCGUGCAAACAAAAGGCGGUCAGAGUCAGCAGAUUGUUAACAAGGGACUCCCCCAUAAUAACCCCACAACAAGGUCAAUACUCAUAUUUAAAAAAUAAGGUCCUUGAUCUGUUGAACGAAGAACAUGAUUCUUUUGGAAGAAUAUACGACUUAACACACGGUGAGGUAUUCAGAAACCCUUUUACCAACCUAAUUCAUGAGGACCGUUUCCGAAAAAAAAGCUACCGCAAUUUAGAUGCAUCCUCUGAUGAUAUGAGUAGUAUAAAUGAAUUCAAGAGAGCACUACAAGAACAAUCCAAAGGAAUUAAUGAUUCCUUAGACAUCGACUGUUUUUAUGAUGAUGAAGCUUCCUCCAACACACCAUCAGCCAUUGAAUUCGAAGGACAUGAUAAAUCCAGAAGUUCUCAUAAAUCAUUAACAUCUGAACGAAAAAACAAACAAUCAACUGGACCUAUACAAUUCACGUACAAAGUUGAAGAAAACUUAGAAACUCUUAAAGAAAUGGUUAGGCAAGCUUCUGCACAAGGAGAGCCAUCUGAGGGUGGGAUCCUGGGAGCCUUAAAAAAAUUUGAUCGACAAUUUGAAGUCGAAUUAUUACGUUCAGUGAAUGAUAAAUGUCUUUCUGACUAUGAUGAAUGCAAAUAUAAAACCCUAAAAGGAAGAUACCAACACUUUAUGAAAAAAUUUAAAAUAUACUUACCACCAACUGUAACCAUGUUUCUUAUAAUGUUAAUGCUUGUAUUUAAAUCCUUAGUUUCCUAUCAAUUCAUAGCAGCUUGGUCAAUCGGAUUCUUUACAAUGAUAGUUUACUAUUUAUAUAAAUUGUGGAAAAUUUCCAAAAUAAAGGAGUGUUACAAACGCUUUAACACAAAAGGGAAAUUGAGAAAACCAAGUGAAUACUAA